Iphiclides podalirius (scarce swallowtail) is the source of this 648-nucleotide messenger RNA. Lineage: Eukaryota; Metazoa; Arthropoda; Insecta; Lepidoptera; Papilionidae. The record is from the annotation of a GenBank genome assembly.
AUGGUUCAUGAACCACUAGAGAUGUCGAUCCCCACAUCACAUACAAUGAAGACAUCAGUAGAGGUUGCCAAUGAUGGGGAUACUGUGGAGGAAGAAAAUUCUUCUAAAAAGAAAAACAGUCCAGUUAAAGCCAAAAAACCUAAUGGCACUCCCACAAAGCCUGUUUUGAAACGGCAAUCAUCAAGGAAACAGCAACAGGAAGAAAAAGAUAUGACUAAAAAUACAGAUGUGUCUGAAGAAAAUACUUCAAAUGAAAAGAAAGAUCCUGAGAAGGACAAGAAAGAUGAAGAAAAAGAUAAAGACUCCAUUGGUGAUGAAAGUACAGAAGUACCAAAUGCAGAAAGUCCAAAAACAGCAGAGCCAAUAGAACAAAAAGAAACAGAUGCAGAAUCAGAAAAGGUUGAAGAGACAAAAGAAAAAGAGGACAGUUCUGAUUCAAAUCCAAAUACCACUGAAAGUGAAAAAAGUCCAAUAGCAAUACAAGAAAAACAAUCAGAACAAAAGCCUGAACAAGACAAUGUAGAGGAAGUUACAGAAAAGGAAAAAGAAAAACAAGAAUCUGAUGAACCACGAGCAAAACGGUCAAGAGAGAGUAAGAAGACUGAAGCCCCGCCCCCGAGAUCUCCAACUAAAAGGAAGUCUAAAUUU